Messenger RNA from Micromonas pusilla CCMP1545, 1047 nucleotides. RefSeq lists its product as uncharacterized. The transcript has a single exon. The record is from RefSeq and is a predicted model, not a curated record. NCBI's taxonomy places the organism in Eukaryota, Viridiplantae, Chlorophyta, Mamiellophyceae, Mamiellales, Mamiellaceae. The annotation marks the transcript as partial.
UUUAGCGAGCAAGCUAAGUUUACGGCUUCGGACGGUGUAGGUGGUGAUAACUUUGGUGGGACCGUUUCCGUGAGUGGAGAUUACGCGCUCGUUGGAUCAGGUCUCGACGACGACAACGGUGACGCUAGCGGCAGCGUGUACGUGUUCCAGAGAUCUGGACAGACGUGGAGUCAGGUGGGCAAGCUCACAGCGAGUGACGCAUCAAGUUCGAUGAAAUUCGGUUGUUGCGUCUCCCAAUCGGGAGACUAUGCUCUCAUCGGAGCAUGUGGAUCGAACGCAGGAUACCCCGGCAAAGCGUAUGUCUUCUUGCGCUCCGGGUCGACAUACACGGAGCAGCAUAGCUUCAGGGGUUCGGAUACGUCGGGUGGUCAUUAUUUUGGUAUAACAUGUUCACUGUCAGGCGAUUACGCCAUCGUGGGAGCACCCUAUACAACAGUGAGUGGAAAUGGACAGGCUGGCAACGCAUAUAUAUUCGUGCGUUCUGGAGCGACUUGGUCGCAGCAAGCGAAGCUUACGGCGCCGGAAGUAACCUCGACGGAUUGGUUUGGCCAAUCGGUGAGCUUGUCGGGUGACUACGCCAUCGUUAGCCAGAGCCUUGACGACGACAAUGGUCUAUCAAACAGUGGAAGCGCACACAUAUUCGUGCGUUCUGGGACGACGUGGUCGUCGCAGGCGGAGUUGCAUGCUUCAGACACUUCGGCCGGCGACUCUUUCGGUAGUGCCGUGUCCAUUUCGGGCGACACUGCCCUUCUUGGAGCUUAUGGAGAUGAUGGCACGGGAAGCGCAUACGUCUUCACGCGCUCAGGGACUACUUGGACGGAACAAGCAAAGCUGAAGGCAACGGCAUCGGACGGGACUAGGCAGUUCGGCUACUCUGUCGCAAUUCUGGGUGAUGUCGCACUUAUUGGUGAUUAUAAGACUGGGAGUGUUCCCAGUCGCGGCGUUUAUGUAUCCACGCGUUCAGGGGUGACCUGGUCGGUUCCGACGAAAUAUGACAGUUCAGACGGGGCGACAGGCGACGGCUUUGGCGUGGCAGUUGGACUGUCG